Medicago truncatula (barrel medic) is the source of this 1740-nucleotide messenger RNA. RefSeq names its product eukaryotic translation initiation factor 3 subunit A. The coding region runs from base 603 to 1109 and encodes 168 amino acids. The transcript is spliced from 2 exons. The record is from RefSeq and is a predicted model, not a curated record. Gene Ontology annotation, molecular function: mRNA binding; translation initiation factor activity. Lineage: Eukaryota; Viridiplantae; Streptophyta; Magnoliopsida; Fabales; Fabaceae. Gene Ontology annotation, biological process: translation reinitiation; formation of cytoplasmic translation initiation complex. Gene Ontology annotation, cellular component: multi-eIF complex; eukaryotic translation initiation factor 3 complex, eIF3e; eukaryotic translation initiation factor 3 complex, eIF3m.
CGGUAAAAAUUAUUCAAAUUUUUAAGAGUUUCAGAUUUUUUUUUUUUAUUUUUUUUAGAGAUUGUUUGGAAAUAAUUAAACUGAUGAAAGUGGACUCAUCGUGUAUAUAUUCCACGUCAACUAGAAGUUCUGGAAAACUCAUGUAAAGAUAAGCGAGCUACAAAUGAACAACAUUAUUGAUUUAUUUCAAUGGAAUUGUUGAUCAUCUUUUGCAUAAGUUUUCCAGAAACAUAACAAUAGAAAGAAUUGGGGUAGCACACUUGGAAAGAUGGUUAAGUCUGGAUUUAAGUUGUUUGAGCAUGUUAUUUGAGGAAUGCACGGGUUUGUUGAUCAAUCUUGGUUCUGCAGAAUUAUUAUUCACAACAUGGAAAUAAUUAGUUGUUUUGUUUUCACCAUUAUGAAAUACAUAGGAUAAGUUGUUUACGUAAGCUUUUGUCGUGGUUUAGGUUACAUUUUAUAGUUGUUUACAUUAACUCCGGAUGUGAAAUUUUAAUCUAUUGGAGUACUCCUCGUCUUGCCAAUUGUUAUGACAUUUUCUUGGUUUUUAUCGGAGUCUUGAGGCUGAUGGUUUAAGGGAUAACUUGGCCAGUUUUACUGAACAAAUGAAUAAGGCAAAGCAAAUGAUAUGUCCUCCUGAUAGGAAACAAUCAAAACUUGGAGCCUUGCUUUCAUCUUUGUCAGAGGUUGUGGCCGAAGAACGUAAAAAGCUCCUUGCUCCUGAAAUGGAACAAGCGGAGGAAUCAAAGAGGUUAAGAGUGCAACAAAUUACUGAAGGGGCAGAAGAGAUGCGGCUUACAGCUGCGCUUGAGCAGAGGAGGAAUCAAAGGAUCUGUAGGGAAAUAACGGAAAGAGACUACAAACAAACUCAGGUUUCACUUCAGGAAGCAAAGAAGCCUUUUAAGAGACAAAUGGAGAAGAUACUGAAAAAAUUAAUUAAAACCAUUGAUUUUUUGGAAAGAGCAAAGAGAGGAAAGUCUGCUCCGCUUAUCGAAGCAGCAUAUCAACAAUGCCUAAUGGAAGAGAGGAUUCUUCACGACCGUGAGCAACAAAUUUGUUUAUAUGUGUACUUAUGUCGAAUUUCGCUAUUCUUUUUUUUCUAUUGGAAAUAGUUGAAUUUUUCCAUAUUUUUCAUCUCAUUUUGUAUCUGAAACAGUUGUAACUAUCUUUUAAGCAGUUUUUGUCUUGUACUAGCUGUGUUAGACCAGCUUGAUGCUGCAAGAGGUUUAACUGAGCAAACAGCGUCAUGCUCGAGAUCUCAAUGAGAAUAAGUGGCUUAGUCGUAUAGUUGGGAAUUUAGUAUCAAAUUCUUGGGCCACUCUUCUAUCGCUCUAUGUCUUAGUCAUCGUCAGUAACGACGACUGUUAACAAAUCAUGUUAUUUGUCAUCAUAUUAGUAAAAGUAUUAAACCAGCUGUGAUGCCUUAUGAGCCUCCUGCCUGUUCGGUGGAGUCUGCUCCUGCAGCAGCAGCAGCGUUGGCAGCCCCAGCUCCAGGGAAAUACGUUCCAAGCUCUGACUUAAGAGGAGCUGAAACCACUAGGAGGAGCUGCUACACAAGGAACAGGUAGGAGCUGAAACUACUACUGUUUAUGUAUAUUCGCCUCUUACCUUAAAAAAUUACAGUGCAUAGAAUCAAAUUGUGGAAUUGAUUCAGAAUAAUACCUUGUACAUUUGCCUAUAUUUCAAUCUGCAAAAUCUUUACAUGAAUAAAUACCAUAUAUAAUUCUCAUCAUGAAUACAAAA